Molecule: messenger RNA, 7988 nt
Organism: Biomphalaria glabrata
Lineage: Eukaryota; Metazoa; Mollusca; Gastropoda; Planorbidae
Exons: 26
Coding region: 3124-6048 (974 amino acids)
Biological process (GO): proteolysis
Molecular function (GO): metalloendopeptidase activity
Source: RefSeq, a predicted model, not a curated record
GCACAUACAUUCAAAUUCUAAUUACCCGUUAUGUUAGUUUCGGUGGAAAAAAACAACAAAAUACAAGCAAUAACAAAUGUGUGCCUUUAAAUAAAUGUAUAUAAAAAAGGAAAUGCAUUUAUUUAGUUCUAAAUAUAUCAAGUGUUAUUGGUUUGUUUUUUUUUAUGAUAUGUAAAACAAAGCCAAAACAAAAAGUAAUUUUUAUGGGCCCCAAUCGUGUGGUGGUGUCGUUUUUUUUUUUUUUUAAAUACUUUAACCUUUAACAUCUCAAAAAGAUGCGAUGAAUAUUCAUGAUUGUUAGUUUCACAAUCAUAUACACAGCAUUAUUUUUCUUUUUUUAUUUGAUGUUUAAAAUACAUUAUAGCGCAUACUUUUUCCUCUUGGUAUACAUUUAGAUCUCUUGCUUCCAGUGACGUGAAAUUUAGUAGCUUUUGCUAACAUAAGAAGCUCAAAUAGUCCUUUUUUUUUUUUCGGAAAUUUUUGACUAGUUAGAAAAUCAUGCUCAAAUCUUCUAAUGCAACGCUCUUUUCUUGUCUAUAAAUUCAACAUGAUUAAAAAAAAACAAAAAAACAUAUCACGUGACUAGAGCUCUUUAUUCCUUAUAAUGUAUUUAUGAUGUAGGCCUACUUGUCGUUUUCCUAGUCACUACUGUAAUAUGUUCUAAGCCAUUGGAUUUUAGAUUUAGAUUCGCACAUCAAGUCAUUGUUAGGGUUGCUCCUUAAAAUGUGUAUUGGGGCCCGUAACAGUCAAAUUCUUGUUUUGUUGUUUUUUUUCCCAUGAUUUGUGGACAGGAUGUGAGAUCUUCAGAUCUUGCGAUCUAUAGGGCAGAUUAUUUCUUUGGCCAACAGUUAACAAGCAGGGUGUCAUGUGGUCAGCAGGUCAGCACAACGAACAACCACCUUGUACAAAGUAAAGGAAGUGUAACACAUUUUUUUUUAAAUAAAAGAGUGAAACAAAGAGAACGCCCUGGACAAUGUCUAUUUGUGUCGUCCUUUUCUCUGUCUCCAUCAGUCAUAUCACAGGUACUAAAGAUUGUGUGCCUGGAGAUCCAGACUUGAUACCAGAACUGUGUACCAACAGUAGUAUCUGCCAGACAGAGCCAUCACUGUGCUGUAACUAUUGCUUCCCACAAAACAGUACUACAAGCACAAGUGCCACAAAGCUAAUUUCACCAAUAGAGUGCGUACUGGGAGAAUCAGACUUCAACACAGACCUGUGCACUACUCCAAGUGUCUGCCAGACACAGCCACUGAUGUGCUGUAACUAUUGCUCGUACAAUUCCGGAACCAUUCUAUCAUUAUACGAUACUUGGAUAUAUUGUUGUUUUUACAUUACAUUGCAUAUUCAUUGUAUAUUCUUUAUGUCAAAUCAAAAGUCUUCUAGAUAGAAUGAGUAGCUCAUAGAUUUUAUUGUUUUUCAUAUUUUUGAUAAAUGUAGCAUUCAUGAGAAAAGUUAUUUCUUAAACGUAUGUCAUAUCAAUCUUUUCAAUAGACUGCAAUCAUAAUACACAUUAAUAUUAAUUAAAAUGCAGCAAGAACACUACACUAUAUGUUGUAGUUUUUCUUUUAGUGGCCCCCGAAUGGGAAAUAGACAAAAUUAGUUUUGUGUGGUCCGUCUGUCCGUCCCGUUUAGAUCUCGUAAACUAGAAAAGAUAGUGAAAAUCCGACAUCAUGAUGUUUUAGACAGUCCUUCUGUUUAAUAAAAUAGCCAGGCUUCUGACCUUUGACCUGAAGUUUUACCCUCUAGUCAAUUGAAUAAUUUUACUUUGUUACUCGAGUAUACUGAAUAAUUUUACUUUGUUACUCGAGUCUACUAAAUAAUUUUACUUUGUUACUCGAGUCAACUUAAUGAUUUUACUUUGUUACUUGAGUCUACUGAAUGAUUUUACUUUGUUACUCGAGUCUACUGAAUGUUAUGAACAGUGAUGACCACUAAAAUCAAAGUGUGUUGCAUCUUACGGAUUACAUUUACAUUAAUUUGCUCUUCCGCAUUUCUUUUAUAACUAGCACAAGGAACUUUUAGUAAAACUAUAUGAGAAAUAGCAGUACCCACCGGCUACGCCCGUUUAUUUGUUGCCAGGGUUUUUGUUAUUUAUUAUGGCCGGAUAGUUUGGACUUAGACAUUGCAAACACUUUACAUUUAAUUUUUCUAGAUCUAGAUUACUACUGGCUACGCCAUUUGAUUUCUUACAAGACUAUAUAAUGUUUUUUUUUAUUUUGUUUUUACCGUAUCAUCUGUUCCAUAUUUUUAUACACUUCUAAACUGCUUUGGUGCCCCAAAGGUAAAAAAAAAAUCCCAACAACUACGGAUUAGAGGGUGACUGUCUGAAUUUAUGUUAUGUAUAUGUUAUGCUAUUAAGUAUAUAAGAGUAGUGUCCCUUGUUGACUGUUGUUACCUUGAAUGGCGUACGUUAAUAAAUAGCUGAAUUGUCAGUUAGAACCUAGCUUGAGAGUUAUGUCAAUAUCGUUUAAAGAUAUGGUGAAUAAAAAGAACUGUAUUUUGAUGAUUUCCUUGCAUGGUUUUUAGCCCGUGAAUUCUAGUAUCUGUUACGUUGAAUUGAGACGAUCCAACAUCUCGUUCUGCUGUUCUCUCUCUCUCUCUCUCUCUCCUACAAUUUCUGUUCUCUAUCAUCCACGCUCUCCUAGAACGCUUUGAGAAUCGAAAUGCUGCCCUACCUAGAUUCUUGACUUGAAUUGGAACUGUCCGCUCUAUAAUGCCUCCCCUAUUACACAAAUAUACUUAAGGCUGGUGAAUUAUAAACUAGUAAGCAUUGCCAUUGCCUAGCUUAUCAGUAAGAGAAUAAAGAUAAAAUGUAGACAUCUGCUGUCUUGCAGGUAUGCCUAAACAUUGGACAGGAUUUGGAAGUCUCACUGAGGCAGGUUAAAGGCAAAAACAAAAUACGAAACUAAAUACAAUAUACCAGAUCUGGAUACAUCUAAAACUAGAAUCUACAAAUGUUUAUUUUUAUUGUAAAGCAUUUGUGAAGGUUAUAGAUCUAUCUACUUUUAGUUCGAAUCUAGCUAGAAGUAUUGACACGCUGUAUCGAUUUACUUAUACAUUUACUUGUAGAAAUCUAGAUCUAAAUGUGUAUCGAGAUAUUAGAAUGAAGAGAACUUCUUGAGCAUGUCUAAUUUUGUUCUAAUUUUCUCUGUCUUCAUUAGUGGUAUCACAUGUAUUGAAGUUAUGUUCCAAUAUGAGGCGAGUGAGGACACUGGUGAUCAAAUGCCUGACCAGUUCAAUGUGACUUUUAGCACAGAAACGAAAUUUCUAACCAGAUUUAUUCUCAGGCGUUCGCAGAGUUUUGACCUUGACAUUCCUCUCUAUACUCUCGACAUCGACAGGGAAGGAUUUUUUCAAAAACAAAAAGUGAAACUCAGACCCAGAAAGGAUAUAGGCUACUACCAUGAUACUAACCACAAGGCCGUGUUUUGUAUUAAAAGGUCACCCGAGACAUUGUCCAACAAUAACUUUCAAUUUCACUUGAAAUCUCUAUUCCAAAUGGAUAACUCCGAAUACCUGUUUGACUCUGAUAACAAGACGCCUAAAAAGUCUUGGAGAAAUAUGUCCCUCGAAAUGUUUUCUAGUUCUAUAAGGACUGAAUCUACUUCACCACGCUCUAGGACAACAUUUGACCGACAUGUUUAUAAGUUAGAGUUGCUUAAAAGGACAACAUUUGAUCUGUUUGAUACACGAAUACCACCGCCAGAAGUAGAAAUGACUGUUCGAUGGAAUGUCAUCAAUCAGUCAACAUCAUGGUCAGACCCACCAAGCAGACGCCGCCGAAACGCAGUACGUGACUACUACGUAGAUGUAGUGGCGUUGAUUGACAGAUUACGUUUUGAAUGGUUUCUAGAACAAGCUAGAAAUGACUACAACACUGCGAGGCGGAAUAUUCGAGAGCACUAUGCUAUGGUGUUUAGCGGGAUUGACAUGCUUUAUAAAGGCAUCAACCAUCCAAACUACACGAUUCAUAUUCGUCUGUGUAAAAUAUUCGUCCUCGAGGCACCCACGGCUGCAAAUUUUAUUAGCAAGUACGCUUCAGAUGGUAAAUUGAACGCUAUCAAGGCUGUAGAAGCUCUCAAAAGUUUUUAUCAAGGUGCUGGCAGUCCAAUCAUCCGCAUUUACGAUCACGUGAUUUUGUUUACUGGCUAUGACCUCUUUAAAUACGAAAGUUCUGGUAAAAUUAAUUACGCAUACGUAGGUUACGCUUAUCGGGACACUAUGUGUCGAACAGAUGGAACUAGCUGUUCUGUAGUAGAAGACCGCAGAGGAUUUGCUAUGAUACUAAGUACACAUGAACUAGGGCAUAGCCUUUCAGCCAAACACGAUGGGGAUGGCAACUCCUGCUCUAAGUAUGACAGAUACAUUAUGAGUUCUGGUGAAUUCAGGAAGCAAACUCCGGAAACAAAAUAUAAUCCAUGGCAAUUCUCUUCCUGUAGUGUCAAUUACUUUACAACCUUUUUGACUAAGAUUGUUAGCAAAAGCCAAGGAUACAACUGUCUAGCUUACGCUACCGAAGCUUCAGAUGACAUUCCAGAUGUAUCUAAUAAACUAUUGGGUCAGCUCAUUAAACCUAAUCAACAGUGUCAACUAAAUUACGGAAAGGCUUCCUACUAUUGCAAGGGUGCAGAAAAUACUAGAAUUGAAGACAUAUGUCAUUCACUGUACUGUCGAGAUCCCUUGAAUUCUGGUGACUGUAAACUAAUGGAAGCAUAUAUCGGGACAUCCUGUGGCGAUGGAAAAAUCUGUAUGUAUGGAAAAUGUGUCAGCGACCCAUACGCUCCACAAGUUGAUGAGACUUGCUUAUUCGGAGACGUACAUGAAGAUCACUGCAAAUCAUUGAUCAGUACAUUUGUAGGCAACUGUUACCAUAGUAAACACUAUGACCUCUGCUGUGGCACCUGUAACAAUAUGUCUAGACCCAUUAGAGGUUGUGAAUACGGUGACAAAAAAGAAAAUUGUCAAGAAUAUCACUGUGUUAAAGAAAAAGAGACAUGCUGUGGCACUUGUAAUUACGGUACACCUUAUACCCCAAUCACCAGAAGAAACAUACCUAUGAGACCCACAUCUGCGAAACCACUUCUGAUUCGUAAUUGGCCAAAAGCGGCUAGAGAUUGUGAACCAGGAGCUUUAGACUUAAGACCAGACCUGUGUAAUAGCCUUAGUGUCUGCAAGGAUCAGUUUUAUCUAUGCUGUGAUUAUUGUUCGAAAUAUUUUACACUUCCAACUAAAACAACCACUGCACGUCGGGUUUGUGUCUAUAUGAUGUUUAACGCAAUACCAGAACUGUGUACUGACAUUAGUAUCUGCCAGACAAAGAACCGAGCAUUUUGCUGUAACUAUUGCUCAAAAGUGAUGAAUUACACAGCCACAACUACCACCACAACUACCACCAAGUUAGCUCCACCCAAAGAUUGUGCCCAAGGAGACUUAGACUUAUCACCAGCACUAUGUACUAACAUUAGUAUCUGCCAAACAGAUCGAUCACUGUGCUGUGACUAUUGCUCACGAAUGGAGAAUUAUACAGUCACAAUUACCACCGAAAUAACUUCACCCAAAGAUUGUGCCCCAGGAGACUUAGACUUAUUACCAGCACUGUGUACUAACAAUAGUAUCUGCCUGACAAACCGAUCACUGUGCUGUGACUAUUGCUCGCGAGUGGAGAAUUAUACAGUCACAUGGACCACCGAGAUCACUUCACCCAAAGAUUGUGCCCCAGGAGACUUAGACUUAUUACCAGCACUGUGUACUAACAAUAGUAUCUGCCUGACAAACCGAUCACUGUGCUGUGACUAUUGCUCGCGAGUGGAGAAUUAUACAGUCACAUGGACCACCGGGAUAACUUCACCCAAAGAAUGUGUACUGGGAGAGCCAGACUUAAAGCCAGAGUUGUGUACUAGCCCAAGUGUCUGCCAGACACAGCCACUGAUGUGCUGUAAUUACUGCACCUACAAUUCUGGAGCCAUUUUUCAUCUAUACGAUACUUGGAUUUAUCUUUGUUUUUACAUUCAAUGCAUUUUCUUUUUGUCAAAACAAAUGUCAGCUUAAUAGAUCUAGAAGUCCACUGAUGUCAAUGGUUCUUAUAUUUUGAAAACAAAAUUUUUCACAAUUUAUUGUUCAUACUUAUUUGUAUUUCUUUAUCUUUGCAAUACACUUUAAUAUUUAUCACAAACAGCAAUCUCUCAAUCUCUCAAUGUACAUUUGCUAUCUCCGAUCUUACAAAAGUACACCAUAUUACCUAUUCAUAUGUAUAAAGUGAAAGUGGUUUCAUUAGUGUGUGAUACUUAGGUCAAAUGUAUGAACGUUAACAUUUAAAAAAAAAAGUUUUUAUAUAUAUAAAUUUGUACCAAGUAUCUUUUAUUACAAAGACAAAGAGAAAUGUAACUUUACCUUAUAAAUGUGCAUUAUAUACUUAGCAAGCAUUUUUUUAAACUUUGUUUGUCCUGAGCUUUGAGUGAGUUAGUUAAAUUUCUCAAUUACGUUAUGCUGACCAGACAUAAAGAGAGAUGAACAACUCCCACCCAUUUUAUUUGCUUAGCUCAUCACAUUUUCAUAGAUGGACAGGUGAUCACAUUAAAUAAUGUCAACAUGUUGACACUGUCUAGAGGUCACAACUUGGCUUUCGAGGGAACUGAGUUUUGUUUUCUUAGAGAAACCUUUAAAUUAUUGGGCUGGACUUCAAGCCAAAACUCUACACAGGUAACUGGGAAAUGAGUAAGCUUACUUGGAGAUACAUUUCAAGUAGGGCGCUAGACAUGUCACAACUUAACACCGGUAUCUAACUUGCUUACUUGGAGAUACAUUUCAAGUAGGGCGCUAGACAUGUCACAAUUUAACACCGGUAUCUAACUUGCUUACUUGGAGGCAAGUCUUAAUAAAAAGGUUGGGCAAAAUAUUACAUUCUUAAUUAAACGAGUUAUGUUUCGCUGCCGCAACCGUGAGUAAUUAUUCAUAGCUAGUAAGUCAGUAACAUUUUUUUAUAUAGAUAAAAGUACUAAACUCAGAUUUGAGUAUAUCCUAUUAGCGUAAAAGAAACUGGUCCGUGUUAUAUUCAAAGGGAGAGAUAAACAUCUUUUAAUCAUUGUUUAGUUCAUGAAUCUGAAUUUUUUAACAAACAUUGACCAUUUCUGAACCAGAUUGGUUUAAAUAUCUUACAUUGAUGAAUUUUAUUUCCUAAUAUAUUAUUUCCAAUAGUGGCGUUGAUAAAAUUACUAUAUUGUUAUUACUUUGGACGUGUCAAGUAAUUCCUUGUAAAAACUGUUAUUACUUUCGAUAUGUAUCUAGCGACCAUCAGAUGCAACACCUAGAUGCCAGUACCAGAAGCGCUUUGUGGUCUAAAAAACACAAUCCUAAUGACCAGUUGAUGGUCUGAAAUGCAUAAACUCAUAUAUCUACUUACUACACAACCCAGCUUGUUUUGUUUUUUAUCUUCAAAAGUGUUACAUUAGUAUAGUAUACGUUAAAACAUUAAUAUAUUGACAAACUAAUUACAGAGAUUAACUCACAAUUUGUACAAAACUUGCAUUUAAAAAUUACUAGCAGUACACAUCCGUUACGCCUCUUGAUUUACAUAUGCUUCAUUCAUAGAUACGCGCAUUGAUACCAAAUUAAAAUCUAAAUUAAAUCCUGAAUUGAAUACUAAUUCAAAUGUUGUUUUUUAUUUUUUUUUUAAAGAUCUUUGAUACAAACUUGGAUUAUUUGUAACUUCAAUAAAAUAACUUUUUUUUUUAUAAAAGGAUUUUAAAAAAUCACAACCUCAUUAUACAUCUUACGACAACCUAAGUCAGACUUAAUAGAAACCAGAUGUAGAUUUAACUAUAACUGUAUUAAUAAGUUGUAAAAAAAUUUACAAUUAAAAAUUACUAGCAGUACACACCCGUUUAAGCCCGUUGAUUUACUUUGUUUAUUAUGGCCCGAAUAACCCCCUUUUUCUCUCUUUUAUUUAAAAAAAGGUGCUACAUUUCAAAUAAAAACUAAACAAUAAAAUU